Endocarpon pusillum Z07020 is the source of this 459-nucleotide messenger RNA. RefSeq names its product 40S ribosomal protein S24-B. Gene Ontology annotation, molecular function: structural constituent of ribosome. Gene Ontology annotation, cellular component: ribosome. The transcript has 3 exons. Gene Ontology annotation, biological process: translation. The coding region runs from base 1 to 459 and encodes 152 amino acids. NCBI's taxonomy places the organism in Eukaryota, Fungi, Ascomycota, Eurotiomycetes, Verrucariales, Verrucariaceae. The record is from RefSeq and is a predicted model, not a curated record.
AUGUCCGACCAGCAGGUGACGCUGCGAACUCGCAAGUUCAUCCGCAAUCCUCUCCUCAGUCGCAGACAGAUGGUCUUAGACGUUCUCCACCCCAGCCGACCCAACUGUUCCAAAGACGAACUGCGAGAAAAGCUCGCUCAACUCUACAAAGCAAACAAAGACCAAGUCAGCGUCUUCGGAUUUCGAACACACUAUGGUGGAGGCAAGAGCACCGGGUUCGCUCUGAUCUACGACUCGCACGAGGCUAUGAAGAAGUUCGAGCCACAUUACAGACUGGUCAGGGUGGGAGCUGCACAAAAGAUUGAGAAAGCUAGCAGACAGCAACGUACGUUCUAUCCUGUUCUGGCCGAUGAUUAUACCCUGCAUAUUUCGCCCGCUGGGAAACAACGAAAGAACCGAGCGAAGGAGGUCCGUGGUACAGCGAAGACGAAGAGCGCAUCCAAGGACAAGAAGAAAUAA